Messenger RNA from Jatropha curcas, 1369 nucleotides. The record is from RefSeq and is a predicted model, not a curated record. Lineage: Eukaryota; Viridiplantae; Streptophyta; Magnoliopsida; Malpighiales; Euphorbiaceae.
GCAUGUGCAAGUGCACUUCCGGAAGUGUCGGUUCUUACCUUUCUGAGUGAUUGGAAAACAGGUUUUCCGAUCGAAACAGAGAAUAUCGUAUCGAACCCCGAAAUUCGUUCGGAAACUUGGCCGAUUCAUUAGGUAAUAUAUUUAAACCAAGGUCAUAGACCUACCAGAUUACCGCUCCUUGCUGCUGCAUUUCUGCUAUGUUCUUGUUUUCCUUGUUAUUGAUGGUUAGAUUGUGACCUUCGGGUUGAGGCUAUACAAAAUUUCAAUUUUUCGUCAAUUCCUUAAAACAAAAUGGCCUUGCAUGAAAAGUUAGAUAGAUUCAAGAAGCAGCAAGAGAAGUGCCAAUCCACCCUUGUUGACAUUGCUGGACCUUCUAAAUCCACUGGAGCUCAAAAAUCUAUCCCUUCUGCAUCAACAGUAACAAAUACUAGAACUCCAGGUCCACCUGUCAAAUUUUCAAAUGACACAGAGAGACUCCAACAUAUCAACAGUAUUCGAAAAGCUCCUGUUGGAGCUCAGAUGAAGCGUGUGAUAGGCCUGCUAUUUGAGACGGCUUUUACACCAGAACAAAUAAAUGACGCUUGUUUUGUUGAUGUCAAGUCCAAUAAAACUGUCUUUGACAGUUUGAGGAACAACCCAAAAGUUAAUUAUGAUGGGAGGUGCUUCUCCUACAAGUCAAAGCAUGAUUUGAAGGACAAGAACCAAUUACUCUCCUUGAUAUGCAAGUUUCCAGAAGGCAUUGCCACUAUUGAUCUCAAGGAUGCAUACCCAGCUGUGACGGAGGAUUUACAGGCGUUGAAAGCUGCUGGCAAGAUUUGGUUGCUAUCGAACUAUGAUUCACAGGAGGACAUUGCAUAUCCAAACGACCCCAGGGCAAAUAUUAAGGUGGAUGAUGAGCUUAAGCAGCUUUUUCGGGGGGUUGAAUUGGCUCAUGAUAUGCUCGAUAUUGAGAGGGAUCUAAUAAAGAAUGGCAUGAAGCCCGCUACAGACACCGCGAAGAGGAGGGCUGCUGCCCAGGUGCAGGGCAUUUCCUCCAAGCCAAAGAACAAGAAGAAGAAGCAUGAGAUCAGCAAGAGGACUAAGCUAACAAAUGCUCAUCUUCCAGAACUUUUUCGAAAUCUUGGUUCUUAGAAAUUUCGCGUCAAAUCAAGUUAUGGGUUGCAGGAUUGCUAAAAUAAGAAUGGUUUGGUUCAUAAUUGAAAUGGUAAGGGGUGUCCUGCAACUAAGGGGUGCAUGUACGCCACUCACUCAUAUGUUCUUUUGCUUUUAAUGGAUUUUUUAAAAUUCGAAAACUGUUUUCCUCUUUUGAAAAAAAGAAAAAAAAGAAGUAAUUUUCCUUUUCCAUAAAUAAAAAUAUUUUUCCAUUGAA